Messenger RNA from Cottoperca gobio, 5077 nucleotides. RefSeq names its product unc-5 netrin receptor Db (gene unc5db). Gene Ontology annotation, cellular component: membrane. The record is from RefSeq and is a predicted model, not a curated record. Gene Ontology annotation, biological process: netrin-activated signaling pathway; axon guidance. NCBI's taxonomy places the organism in Eukaryota, Metazoa, Chordata, Actinopteri, Perciformes, Bovichtidae. Gene Ontology annotation, molecular function: netrin receptor activity; protein binding.
AUGUUACUCAGCUUCCUGCUGCGUGUCGUCUGUAGGUUUACUCUGUGUCCAGCAGGUGGACGUGUGGGACUCCACCACCAGCAGGUGGACGUGUGGAGACUACACCACCAGCAGGUGAACGUGUGGGGACUCCACCACCAGCAGGUGGACGUGUGGAGACUACACCACCAGCAGGUGGACGUGUGGAGACUCCACCAGCAGGUGGACGUGUGGAGACUCCACCAUCAGCAGGUGGACGUGUGGAGACUCCACCAUCAGCAGGUGGACGUGUGGAGACUUCACCAGCGGGUGGACUUGUGGAGACUCCACCAGCGGGUGGACGUGUGGGGACGUGGAGACUCCACCAGCGGGUGGACGUGUGGAGACUCUCAAGUUAUGACUGAUAAACGGCGAGCCACGGGGGAUGCUCAGCCCGACGGUGUCCCCUCGGUGCAGGGCACCCUGCCGCACUUCAUCCAGGAGCCGGAGGACGCCUACAUCGUCAAGAGCAACCCCAUCAAGCUGUGCUGUCGGGCCGCGCCCGCCCUGCAGAUCUUCUUCAAAUGCAACGGGGAGUGGGUGCACCAGAACGAGCACUUCUCCCACGAGUACAAAGACCUCAACACGGGGCUGAAGGUGCGUGAGGUGAUGAUCAACGUCUCCCGCCAGCAGGUGGAGGAUUUCCAUGGCCCCGAGGACUACUGGUGUCUGUGUGUGGCCUGGAGCCACCUGGGAACCUCCAAGAGUCGCAAGGCUACGGUCCGCAUCGCCUACCUGAGGAAAAACUUUGAGCAGGACCCCCAGGGGAAGGAGGUGCCAAUCAACGGGAUGAUCGUUCUGCACUGUCGCCCUCCGGAGGGAGUGCCUGUGGCGGAGGUGGAAUGGCUGAAAAACGAAGAGCUGCUGAGCUCAACGACCGACGACAACAUCGACACCCGUGCGGACCACAACCUCAUCAUCAACGAGGCGCGGCUGUCCGACUCGGGCAACUACACCUGCGUGGCGAGCAACAUCGUGGCCAAGAGACGCAGCGCCACGGCCACUGUGAUAGUGUUUGUGAACGGCGGCUGGUCCCUGUGGACGGAGUGGUCCGCCUGCAAUGUGCCGUGUGGGCGGGGAGUCCAGAAGCGCUCUCGAACCUGCACUAACCCGGCGCCGCUCAACGGCGGGGCGUUCUGCGAGGGCAUGUCUGUGCAGAAGAUCACCUGCAACGCACUCUGCCCAAUUGACGGCGGCUGGGACGAGUGGAGCGAGUGGACCGUGUGCAGCAGCCAGUGUGAGAAGCAGCACAGCAGAGAGUGUAACUCCCCAGCACCCAGACACCGAGGCAGGACGUGUGAAGGGAACAGCGAGGCCACUGAGAACUGCACAGAUGGACUGUGCACCCAGAAUCGAAAGCUGCUGCAUGAUGUUAAACCUCAAAGCAUGGACAGCUCCAACGACGUCGCGCUGUACUCGGGUCUGGGCGCCGGCAUCAUCGCCGUUGCGAUCCUCGUGGUGGCCAUCAUGCUGUACAGGAAGAACCACAGCGAGUACGGCGUGGACGUCAUCGACUCCUCCGCGCUCACUGGGGGUUUCCAGUCUUUCAACUUCAAGACCACCAGACAAGGAAACCCGCUUCUUCUCAACUCCUCCAUGCAGCCCGACCUCACAGUGGGACGGACAUACAGCACGCCGCUCUGCUUCCAGGACGACGCCAACAAAGAGCUCUUUGACCCCCUGCCGGACAUCAAGGUCAAAGUUCAGAGCUCCUUCAUGGUUUCCCUCGGGGUGGCCGAGCGGGCGGAGUUCCACACCAAAGCCGCCGCCGAGACCUUCCCGCGGGACAUGAGCCGGGACUACAGCGGCACCGCGGAGCGACGCAAGAAGGGCCUACUCACCCUCAACGGGCCCGUCAGCACCGGCAAGCAGCAGCUGAGGACCAACGGCGUGUUCGGACAUCCCGGAGGACGCCUGGUGGUGCCGAACUCCGGGGUCAGCCUUCUGGUGCCUCACGGAGCCGUGACGGAGAAUAUGUCCUGGGACAUGUACAUGGUGAUCAAUCAGGGCGAGGCCAGUGUCCAAACCCUGGACGACUGUGAGAUCCUCCUGGGCCCAGAGGUGACGUACGGUCCCCCGGGCCUGGACCUCCUCUGCCCAGUGGCCAUGACCAUCGCUCACUGCGCUGAGGUAGACACGGAGAACUGGAACAUCCAGCUCAAGAGGAAAACCCAGGACGGCAAAUGGGAGGAAGUGAUGUCAGUGGAGGAGGAGUCCACUUCCUGUUACUGCCUGAUGGACUCGACCAGCUGCCACCUGCUUCUGGCUCAGCCGGGCUCGUACGCCCUGGUGGGCGAGCCCCUGACGCAGGCUGCCGUCAAGAGGCUGAAGCUGGCUGUGUUUGGGACCAUGGAGGCCGGCUCCAUGAGCUACAGCCUGCGGGUGUACUGUGUGGACGACACACCGCGCGCCUUUCAGGGAGUGGUGUCUGCAGAGAAGAGCAGAGGGGGUCAGCUCCUCGAGGAGCCAAAGAUGUUGCCUUUCCGAGCGAACACCUUCAGCCUCCAGGUGUCCAUCCAAGACGUUCCCCAGUUCCUGUGGAGCAUCAAACCCUUUACCACAUGUCAGGAGUUCUCCUUCCCCCAAGUGUGGUGCAGCAACCAGCAGCCGCUGCACUGUGCCUUCUCUCUGGAGAGAUACAGCCCUGCCACCGCCCAGCUCUCCUGCAAAAUCAGCGUGCGCCAGGUCAAAGGUCACGAGCAGAUUCUGCAGGUCUACACGGCUGUGGCCGAGACGGAAAAGGAGUCAGUUCCAUUUUUUAUGCAGACAGACUGCAGCAUCACGUCCCAGACGGGGCCCAAGGCCUUCAAGAUCCCCUCGUCCAUCCGCCAGAGGAUCUGUGCCACAUUCGACACUGCCAACGCCAAGGGCAAGGACUGGCAACUCUUAGCACAGAAGCUCCACUUAGACCGAAACCUGGCUUAUUUUGCAAAGCAGCGGAGUCCGUCUGCGGUCAUCCUGAGCCUCUGGGAGGCUCGCCACCAGGACUCUGCUGACCUUGACUCCCUCGCAAGCGCCCUGGAGGAGAUUGGCAAGAUCCACUCCAAAAGCUCCCCGAAGGACCAGGAUGAGCCGGAGUCUGACUCCAAUCACAUACAAGUGGGCAGCGUGUGUGGAACGGGCAGACUAACCAAUCAGACGACAGAAGACUCUGAAUACACAGGCUGAGAGUGGAAACUGACAAACUGAGGCAUAUAUCUGUGCGCACACAGCCAGUGAUGGACGACACACUGUGGCGGUGCGCUGCGAGGUCACGAGGUCGUGAGGAGACGGUGCGAGCAGUCAACACGCCGACCGAAUCCAACAGAUGGAGGUGAGCCGGUACCUGCUGUGGAUCGACCCUCUCUUAAGAAUCUGUCUGAGGAUGGACUGUAAAUCUUUGUCUGCCUUUCCACUCCAUCUUCAGUUCAUCUUUAAUGUGUUUGUUGCUUUAAGUUCAAGCUGCCCCUCUGUGCGUUCAUGUCCAGAGGGGGAGCUUCCUGAACCUUUGUGCACAUUGUUUUCUGGAUUUGUGUUGAAAGCGAUGGGACUGUUCCCAGGGGGCCGCGGGGCAGCUGCACACAUUUGCAUAGAAGUUCUUAUAUGCAAAGAAGGUGAUACUGUGGCACACUGGAUGUGAUUUCUCUCUUCUCCCCACACUUCAUGCUUUAGUCAACGAAUGAAUGACGACUUACGAGCAACUUCUUGACGUCCAAUAUUAUAUUUUUAAAGGGAAGCUGCUGAUUGCUUAAAUGUUGUGAUUGUGAACUUUCAAAGCCAAGUAACUUAAAGAUUCUCCCAUUCAUCCGUCAAACAAAGUCUAAAUAUCUAGUCUACAUGAAGUUUAGCACUUCUGAUCGACAGCCAGUGUUGUAAGAUCAUUUAUGCAACAACAAAAAGAAGUUAAAAAAAUAUCAGCCCCAGAUUAAUCUUGAAGGACAGACCGUGGUUGUGGUUUAGUGUAAUGUGUCGCAUUACGGUUUGUUCAGAGACAGAGAGGGAGGAAGCUGCAGGACGUCGUUUCCUGUCACGACAGGGAGCGCAUGCACGCGUCUUAUCGCCCAAUUCCAACAUUAACACGCGUCACAGACCUCAUAUCAGACCCUGACACACACACAGCUAACCCCCCACCCCCCGACACACACUCUGACAGUUCCUGGCUGCAGAGGUCAUGGACUGGGGGUUUGCAUAUUGUACAUGCAGUUACAUAUCUUAUUAAAUCCCCCGGAGAACACUUCAUACUGAGAGAUGAUGAGGGGACGUUCUGGGCAUGUGAGGCUUUACAUUUACUAAAGCUUAACAACUGUGUCAACCACUAAUGGCAGAUGAGAGGUUUGCUGUUCUCAGUUCAAUCAUUAUAAAGGAAGAAGCCUCAGAGAUGACCACAAUCUGUUAAAGUUUAAGAAAACCAUUAAACGUGUGAACUUAACUUCCUGCACAGGCUACGUGUGCUUUAGGUCUCUGUUGGAUUGACUUGCUCUCACAAGCCAACAUCUCGUCCGUUCGUAUGGAACUCUUGUGCACUUCCUUUCGGUUCCUUUAAUAUCUUUAUUUGUUCCGCUUAAAUGUGUGCACUGUGAAAACAAACCAACAGUAUUCAUUUCACUCUGAUUCCCUAAAACACCCAAAAUGUUGCCUAAUUAAGUCUUUUUAAAUCAUUAUUAAAACUAAUAAACAAAAAGAAGCUCAUGUUGACUGGUAGACUGAAACAGUCCUGAGGACACAACUCUGAACAGACUCCUGCAGCUGCAUCAGCUUCAAACAGGUGAAAUCAUUUAAGUACAGAACAAUAACUUCAAAUAAGAUAAAUAAAUGUGCAACAUACAGAAAUACAUUCUUUAAUUAUUGUCCGAGCUGCAGUUUGAACAGGUGAGUGUUCAGUCUGCAGAAGGUGUGCAGACUUCCUGCUGACCUGACAUCAAUGUGCAGCUCGCUCCACCAUUUAGCAGCUGCUUGAAUCUGCUCCAGACUCUGGUGCUGCUCCAGGACUGCAGGACAGCAAACAGGUUUUAUUUGAGGGUCUCUGGGUCCCACUCAGUCAGGGAGCAGCGAGCUGAUUGGUCGAUGCAGAGAGAGGUGA